AUGAUGAGAAUGGUGGCGAUGAGCCGCAGCACCAGCAGGCGCAGCAGAAUCCAGCACUGGCCGGGCUUCCACCGCCUCCUGGCGAAUAUAACUGGUUUUCAUAGGUGCAAGCCGCGUAUCCAUAUUCGGACCCCUUCUUUGGUGGCAUGAUGGCGGCGGCGUAUGCAGGCCAGGGCUUAGUCCAACCUCAUGUGCUUGGACUCCAGCAAGCUCGCAUGCCACUUCCAACGGAAAUUCUCGAAGAAGAGCCGGUUUAUGUCAAUGCGAAGCAGUAUCACGGCAUCCUUCGCCGCAGGCAAAGCCGAGCGAAAGCCGAGUCGGAGAACAGACUGAUCAAAACUCGCAAGCCUUACCUACACGAAUCCCGGCAUCUCCACGCCUUACGGAGAGCUCGAGGCUGUGGGGGCAGAUUUCUCAACAAAAAGACCAACAAAGACAACGAGACCGAGACAACGACGACAAACGUGACAUCUAACACUUCCACCGGCAGCCGCAACCGCAACACCACCAACAUCAACGCUCCCAGCAAUCGAUCUGAGAGCUUAUCAUCAGGAAACCUGGAAGCGAGUAACCCCUACCACCACGUAAUGGCAUUCUCGAACGGCCACCAUAGCUUGCAACAGGACUCGCAGCUGUUCCACGCUUCGGCAUUCCAUCCCAUCUCCGGCGAUGAAGGAGUCCAAGCAGUGGCAGCAAUGCAAUGAGAAGAGAUCCAUCCAACUUUCGAGAAGUUCGACGAAGACUGUCUCUGAGCUGAGCUAAGAAGAAGGAAAAAAGAAAGAAAAAAAAAAGAAAUGAGUGUCAAGUUCUAGGAAAACGUAGAGAAGAGAGGAGGAGUUUAGUUUGAUCCUUUUGUUGUGGCGUGUAUAGAUUAUUGACGCAAGCACAACACGAUGGUGAUUAUUUUA
Selaginella moellendorffii is the source of this 908-nucleotide messenger RNA. Its product is annotated as nuclear transcription factor Y subunit A-7. The coding region runs from base 147 to 704 and encodes 185 amino acids. Gene Ontology annotation, molecular function: DNA-binding transcription factor activity, RNA polymerase II-specific; RNA polymerase II cis-regulatory region sequence-specific DNA binding. NCBI's taxonomy places the organism in Eukaryota, Viridiplantae, Streptophyta, Lycopodiopsida, Selaginellales, Selaginellaceae. Gene Ontology annotation, biological process: regulation of transcription by RNA polymerase II. The record is from RefSeq and is a predicted model, not a curated record. The transcript has 4 exons. Gene Ontology annotation, cellular component: CCAAT-binding factor complex.